Molecule: messenger RNA, 1730 nt
Organism: Solea senegalensis (Senegalese sole)
Lineage: Eukaryota; Metazoa; Chordata; Actinopteri; Pleuronectiformes; Soleidae
Gene: eri1
Product: exoribonuclease 1
Exons: 7
Coding region: 276-1319 (347 amino acids)
Biological process (GO): exonucleolytic trimming to generate mature 3'-end of 5.8S rRNA from tricistronic rRNA transcript (SSU-rRNA, 5.8S rRNA, LSU-rRNA)
Cellular component (GO): nucleolus; cytoplasm
Molecular function (GO): 3'-5'-RNA exonuclease activity; nucleic acid binding
Source: RefSeq, a predicted model, not a curated record
CCGGAAAUCGUCACAACUGUCCACUUAUUUUCCAGAUAUUUUAAUUCUGCAGUAACUGGCGAAAGAUACAUGGAUUUAAGAAUAAAUUAAUCCUACUUUGUUGUUUGUAAAUCCGUAACAUUUGAUGAUAAAGUUGGGAUUUUAUUUUUAACUGAGCGGCGUAAACUCAUAAGUUGUUGUUAGCCGUCCUGUGGCUAAGCAGCGUUAGCCUCCAGUGUUUUUCAUGACUUCAGUCUGAAUAAAUUCGCGUAUUUUUAAUCGUAUUUCGGCUUUAAAUGGACGAACAGAAGGAAAAUAUUAACACCACCGAGGACGUGAACGUGAAGAUGUCUGACACCAGAGAAGAAGACGAAGAAAAGGUCAAGUCUUGCAGCAGGAUUUGUCCCGCAGAGGAAUCUGUCCCUCCCGUUUCCCCGUCUCAGUCCAACAGCGACUUCAGUCACCCUGUCUACAAAGAGAUCGCUCUCGCCAACGGACACAUCAACCGCAUGUCCAAGGACGAGCUGCGACUCAAAUUAGCCGCGCUGAAGCUCGACACGAGAGGAGUGAAGGACGUCAUGAAGAAGAGGUUGAAGAGCCACUAUAAGAAGCAGAAGCUGCAGCAGUCGGCGGCAGCGGAGGGAGGAGCCACCGCCGACACCUACUACGAUUACAUCUGCGUGGUCGACUUUGAAGCCACGUGUGAGGAAGAUAAUCCCGCAGACUUCCUCCACGAAAUCAUCGAGUUUCCCAUGGUCCUCGUCAACACGCACACUCAAGAAAUCGUGGACAGUUUUCAAGAAUACGUCAAACCUGAGUUAAAUCCACAGCUGUCAGAUUUCUGCGUGAAGCUCACGGGAAUAACACAGAAAAUGGUGGACGACGCAGAUUUGUUCCCUGAAGUCCUUCGACGAGCGGCGGCGUGGCUUCAGGAGCGAGAACUCGGGACUAAAUACAAAUACGCCAUCCUGACUGACGGGUCGUGGGACAUGAGUAAAUUCCUGAACAUCCAGUGUCGAGUCAGUCACAUCAGAUAUCCUCAGUUUGCCAAGAAGUGGAUCAACAUCAGGAAAUCGUACGGAAACUUCUACAAGGUUCCUCGCACGCAGACAAAGCUCAGUACGAUGUUGGAGAAACUCGGCCUGAAGUACGAAGGUCGCCCUCACUCGGGCCUCGACGACUCGCGGAAUAUCGCCCGCAUCGUCCUCCGCAUGCUGCAGGACGGAUGUCAGCUGCGCGUCAACGAGCGAAUGCACGCCGGACAGAUGCUCUCCGUUCCCAGCUCCGCUCCACUAGAGGGCGCUCCGCCGCCACACGGCCCUCGCAACAGAGACCGCUGACGACGCCUGUGAGUUACAGGAGGGGGGAAAAUAUAUAAGGCACUUUACAGGCUUUUAUUUUGAAGCUCGGUGAAGGGGUUUUAAACAGAAAAUGAUCUUUUCUUUCAGCUUCAGUCAGAGCUGCUACAAAAGAAAAUGUACAAUUUAAUUUGACGUCCGAAACUCUUAUUUUUCGAGGCAAAACCCCCCCACAAAUGUUCAUAUUUUUCUUGCUUAGAUUUACGUGUUUUCCGUCACAAACGCUGCUAUUGCGACACAACAACGGCAAAGUCAUCGUACAAACUCUCGUCUGUUCUCUGUGAAGCUGGUGUUGUACAAAUGUUUCACCUUUUGUAUGAAAUUAAUGUUCAUUUCAUGGAACUUGGAUCUAUUUUAACAGGAGAAGAAAAAUAAAUAUUCUGUCGUUACGUA